UCACAGCAUCUCAGACAGGCUUGCAAAGCUGGCAGCAUGGAGACCCUUGUGUGGAUGAAGCUCCUGACUGUCUUCUCGCUAUUGUCCGGCCAGAUUGCGAUUACAGCAGCAGGACCACUGGUGUGUGAGACCUACGGAAGUGGUAUCAUCCAGCCCUUAUAUGACGACCCAUUUUACGUGAGAACCAGCUGUGCUUCUGAAUUCAUCAGCUUCACCUACGGAAAGGUGGAUUGCCGUAUCACUUUGACCCGAGACGAUGGUCUGAUUGUCAGAGCUGUGAUUGACAUUAACCAAAUGAAGAUGGUCCUUGAAAAUGGCACUGUCCUUGUAGAGGGCAACAGUGUCACCCUUCCAUAUGAUGACAUGUACCUGCAUAUCUUCCAAUACGGCAUCUACACCAAACUAACAAGCAGAAUCCUCCCUGCAUCUACAUCCAUCAUAUGGUACAAUGAGAACAGUAAGAUCACCACCUUUCGGGUGGAGCUGGAUGACAAACAAGUGUCUGUAACUUCAGGAUUUUGUGCGGAUACUGACAUGAAGAAUAUCAUUUCUGAUAGUUCUUGUUUGACAACAACUAUCACACCUGCCGAAUCAACGGAUUGUGAUUAUACAUCCGAUGUUGUUGCCUGUCGACUUGAUAUUUCCAUAGAAACUUUAAUGGAUCUUUGCCUAAUGAAUAUUGCGGAUAUAAGCAAAACAAACGAAAAGAAUGUACUCUGUUCAUAUUAUCAUGAAAACGUGCAAAGCUGUGACCUGGACAGCAAUAACCAAUUUCCAAUAGGAAACUACAUAGUUAAUACCUGGAGGACACAGACAGGCUGCCCACCACCAACCUGCCCUGGUAACCAACAGUUUCGGGAGUUUGGCAACCCCUUUUCACCAACGUGUUCCAAUCCCACUCUGGACACAAGCACCCAAAAAAAUAUCAGCACGUGUGUAUGCCCAAAAGGGAUGGUUCUGAAUGACCUUCAAGGGCUACAGAACUGUGUGGCUGUGAAGGACUGCCCAUGUACAUACGCAGGAAAGUUAUAUAAGCCUAACGCACGGAGAAGCAAGAAAUGCGGAUCAUGCACAUGUGAGAGUGGAAAAUGGAAUUGCAUCGAACAGCCCUGUCCCUCAACCUGCGCAAUCACAGGAGAGUCUGUGAAGACUUUUGAUGGUGUUCAGUACAGCCUGCCUGGAUGGUGCACUUAUGUAGCCUCGGGGAGCACAUGGACUUUAUCCAUUCAGCUGGCAGAGAAAACCGCUUCCAUCAAAGAAGUUUCUCUAAGAAUUCAACAGGAAACUUAUACAUUCAGCAAGAUGAGUGUGAGAGUUGAUGGGGAAGAUAUCAAGGAUUUCCAUCAGACUGAAAAUGUGACGGCAUUCUGGCAGUCUUCUACAUAUGUUCAACUGCACACUUCAUUUGGCAUGAACGUUCAAGUCCAAGUAUCGCCAAAUAUCAAAGUCUACAUAACAUCACCAUUAACUGAGAAAGGCCAAACUAAAGGAAUCUGUGGGAACUACAAUGGCAACACCAAUGAUGAAUACAUUUUGUCCUCUGGAAUAACGUUGAGCUCUGCAGAGGCGUUUGCCAAGUCCUGGUCGCAGGGCGACUGCCCGGACAAAGACAAGAAAGACUGCUCUUCCAUAGACACAGAAGCCUGCCAGUAUCUGAAGGAUCCCACAGGAAUAUUUGCUAGGUGCCAAAGUGUGGUAUCAGCUGAACGAUAUUCCCAGGACUGCACAGAAAGCUUAUGCCAGUGCACCGGCACCCAGGAGGAGUGUCUAUGUGUGGCCCUGGAGAGUUAUGCCAAGGCUUGUGCCAAUCAGGAUUCCCCGGUGGGUGACUGGAGGAAGGCUACAAACUGCCCUAUAAAGUGCCCCAACAAUCAGAGGUUUGACUACGACACUCAGGCCUGUAAUCAUACCUGCCGGUCUCUGUCGGGCCCCGAC
This is a messenger RNA of Paramormyrops kingsleyae, 1935 nucleotides long. NCBI's taxonomy places the organism in Eukaryota, Metazoa, Chordata, Actinopteri, Osteoglossiformes, Mormyridae. The record is from RefSeq and is a predicted model, not a curated record.